CUGGCAGGGCCCGUUUCUCUCUUCGCCUCCCGCCAGUGGUGGCUCGGGCUUUGCACCCGGAGGCGACUGAGAACUGUGGAGGCUGCGGAGCCAGCAGCGCAGUCGGUCGGAGCUGUCCGGCCCGGUGGCGGGCGAUGCCCCCGUGAGUCUCUGUCGCUGCCCCUCCCCGCCCCGCGUCCCUACCCCUUUGGAGUCCGCGCCCGCCCGGGGCCGGGCCGCGCCUACCGCCGGGUCCGCGGGGCGGGGUCCCGGGGCAGCACCUGCCUCGUCUUGCGAGCCACUCAGCCAGCAGAACCCAGUUCCAGGCGUGGACCCCGACCCCACCUCCGGACACCCUGUCAUCACAUUUCCUCCUCCUGGAAGCCUGCCCUGAUUGCCUUUACCUCCUUUCCUGAAAACUGGUAACUCAGCAGAAAACGAAGCUUUGUGCAGAUGCCCUAGGGGUGUGCUGGUGAGAGAGCACAGCCCCCUGUGAUGCGGAGCACCACAUCCAGAGUCAGCAGCUCAGUGAGUUUCUCUUUCUCUGCAGAAUCGCCUGAAGCCCUGUUGCCCUGGGGACCAUGUUUAACGGGGAGCCUGGUCCAGCCUCGGCUGGGGCCUCCAGGAACGUGGUACGGAGCUCCAGCAUCAGCGGCGAGAUCUGCGGAUCCCAGCAAGCUGGGGGUGGGGCCGGGACCACCACAGCCAAGAAACGGCGCAGCAGCCUGGGCGCCAAGAUGGUGGCUAUCGUUGGCCUGACCCAGUGGAGCAAGAGCACGUUGCAGCUCCCCCAGCCUGAAGGGGCCACUAAGAAGCUGCGCAGCAACAUUCGACGGAGCACGGAGACCGGCAUUGCGGUGGAGAUGCGGAGCCGUGUCACCCGCCAGGGCAGCCGGGAGUCUACUGACGGGAGCACCAACAGCAACAGCUCCGAGGGCACGUUUAUUUUUCCCACAAGGCUCGGAGCCGAAAGCCAGUUCAGUGAUUUUCUGGAUGGCCUGGGACCAGGCCAGAUUGUGGGACGACAGACAUUGGCAACACCCCCCAUGGGAGACGUGCACAUUGCAGUCAUGGACCGGAGUGGCCAGUUGGAGGUGGAAGUGAUUGAAGCUCGGAGCCUGACCCCCAAACCAGGCUCCAAAUCCCUCCCAGCCACCUAUGUCAAGGCUUACCUGCUGGAGAACGGGGCAUGUGUAGCCAAGAAAAAGACAAAGGUGGCCAAGAAGACUUGCGAUCCCUUGUACCAGCAGGCUCUGCUCUUUGACGAGGGGCCCCAAGGCAAGGUUCUGCAGGUGAUCGUCUGGGGAGACUACGGCCGUAUGGACCACAAGUGCUUCAUGGGCAUGGCCCAGAUCAUGCUGGACGAGCUGGACCUGAGUGCCGCGGUCACUGGCUGGUACAAACUCUUCCCCACAUCCUCUGUGGCUGACUCCACAGUUGGAUCCCUCACCAGGCGCCUGUCCCAGUCCUCUUUGGAGAGUGCCACCAGUCCCUCGUGCUCCUAAGGACCUCUCUGAGGACAAGAGGCCAGGGGCUACUAGGGGAAGGGAGCCUGCUGGCCCCACCACCCCCUGUACAUAGUCUCCGUGUCUUUCCGGACCGCUCACCCUGCUGCAUGCCUGUUGGCCACUGGGCUUGUCCCAGCUGGCAGUGGAGACUGUAGUGUCUGUGUGUGUGUCUGUGUGUGUAUGUGACCACAUAUCUGUCCAUUUGUCUGGGUACAGUCAGUCCUGGUGACCACACGGACUGUAGUCCACAUCUCUGUAUCUUGCUGGAAGGAACUCAAAGGAACAUCACGCGGACACUUCUUGGCCCCUGGGGUCAAAAUAGGGGGUGUGGCCGCUGGUGGGCCUUGCUUCGUCCCUGCCUGGUUGUCUUACGGUCUCCACUUGGUUUUCUGUCUUCUGUUUUCUUCGCCUCCCAGCAUUACUGCUCUUUUUUUGAGGAAUGUAGCAUCCAUUGCAGCUGACCAUACCUUAUUCCCUACCACAGCCACGCUGGUGGUCAUCCCAUUGAAUGCCCCCUACAGCAUGUGGCAUGCUCACUCAGUGCCCUGGCCAGGGUCCCAAGCAGACAGAGGGUAUCUGGGGAGGAGGGACCUUGAGGAUGUUUCUCCCUGGGGCUGGUGCCUUGUUACAGGCAAGUACGGGAGAGCUGAGUUCAGGGGUGCUGGCCAGACAUGCUAGAGGAUGUGCUGGGAACCCCCUCCCCCCUCCAGGGUGCUCCAACAUGCCAAAGGAGCUCCCCAGUGGGCCCAGGAGGCUGCCUGUUAAAGCAGAUGGCCUUCUCAGGCGUCAAGGGUGGCCCUGUCUCCUUUUGGGGCUUUGUAAAGAGGUGCCAUGGGAAGGGCUACUCGCUGGAGGAAGGAAGGCCAAGGUUGAUUUGCUUAGAGCCGCUGUCAGGGAUCCUCUCUGCCCUGGGGAUUAGCUGCAUGAAGGCUUUACUUUCAGGGUUCUGCUUUCUUUGCUCAUCCGUAGACACCAGUCCCCAUCUGGAGUCCUGACACCAGGCUCCAGCCUCCUAGCUCCGUGAGCAGCCUGGCUCUGCACUCAGCGGAGCCUCUGUCACCAGCUCUGUACCAGCAAUACUCACCCCUCCACCUCCCGGCCUUUCUUGAGUAGGCCCCUGCUCCUCUGGCGGUGGCCUGCGCCAGUCACCCCAGCUGCCUCUGCUUGACUACCCCUUCCCUUGUCUGGCUGGGGCUCCUCCCACCCCACGAACCCUGUAGGAGGGACUGUUGCCUGGGCUAGGUCCUGAGAUGGCUGUUGUGAAUACUGAAGGCUAGCUCUGGAAUGCCGCCUGUCCCUCCUCUCCUUAGCUAUAGGCUGGAAUUGGAGGCUGCCUGGGAGAUAGCAAAGCAGCCCUGGUCCGUGUCCAGUAGGAGGAAGGAAGCAGGUUGGGGGAUAGGUUAUGAGGAAGACUCUUUCUGCCUCUCUUCUGGCCUAUCUCCAAGCAUGGCUAUGCCUCUAGCUCAGUACCUAGGCAGAGAGACCUAGUGGGUACUGAAGGAGUCUUGGCCUGGGUAUGAAUUCCAUUUGUACCAAAGCUGGGGUGCAUAAAGCCAUCCCAGCCCAAAGGGCCUCCCUGUAGUGAGAGUCCUACAGUGUCCUUUCACCCACGCAAACUGAGGGUGAGGUGGGAGGACGCAUCUGUGCAGGCAGUAGAGUGACAUGGUGGCCAGUAAAGUUCUCCUGCCAGCCUUGCUGGCUGAGGAGUAUGUGUCUCCCGUGUCACUAGACAUGGGGCAAAGUGCCCCUGGCCUCUGAGCCUUAAUGGGCCUAGGGCGAGGAGGAAACUGGCUUGCAAACGGCUGUUUUCAUCUUGGUGGUGGUCUGUGUGCCUUUAACGCAGUUACUCUCUGGAUGGUGUGAAAGCCAUUUGGAGUGGAGGAGUGUCAGUGACCUGCUGACACAGACCUUUUCAGAUGUGGCACUGAGUCACUCCCAGAAGUGGGAGCUGCCAGCAGAGAGUGUCUCUCGCCUCUUAGGAGGGUCAGCACCAGGAUGUGCUUGCCAGAGAAGGGACUGAUGUCCCGGGGACUCAUGCUGACCUGCCUACAGUCUGCAGCUGUAAACUGCCUAAGAGCUGGGGACUUGGCUGUCCCACCUCCACGGAAGAUACUCUUCCUCCUUAACGGAUCUUGGGGAACUCACUCUUUUUAACACUAAGUAAUCCCACCUAGAUUCUUGCCCACACGUGUGGGCUGCAGAAGGCUCGCAUGUACAUGUGAGUUUAAAGGUCUGUUUCUCGGCACCCUGGGUGCGGGCCCCCAGUGGGCUGCCCCUCCAGAAGCAGGUGUGCCCAACUGUGACUCUUGCCAGGACUGGGAGCCCUCUGCCCUUUAAGGAAAGGACAACGGGUCAAGAAGUAAAUGGGUCUUUGUGUGUUCCCUUGGCAACGGGCCACCUCACCUCAUCCCUUGCUCCGGUGGUUGCAGGAAUGGACUUGGUCACCCCAUCCCUCUAGGCAGGCUGGAUUCAUCAGUAAUGGCUGAGACGUGAGUAGCUCUGCAGCGAUGCUGGGCUGUGGGCAGGGGCAGCGAUAAAUGACUCAGAGCAUAUGUCUCUGUAUUUCUGCCCUGCUCAGCCUGUCCCACUUUUUAACAGAUUCCUUCCCUACAAGGAAGUCAGAGAUGGGACUCUGUGAUAUGAAACAUCCUCUAGGAAAUGGGCCAAGUCUCGGUUUGACAAGGGACAUUUGAUCCUUUGGGGGAAGAACUGGCUCCAAAGAUGCUCUCAUCCAGUCUCUCUUCCCACCAGGCUCUGGGGAUCACCUUGUCAGCAGGUCCCGGGCAAUGCCAGCAUGUCACGGGGUGGAGGCAGAACCAAGGAACGCUUCAAAAGGGCAGGGGUGUUGGUGCCUGGAUGGUUCCUCCCUUGUGGAGUCACUGCCCGAUGCAGCACUGGGGUCAAGCUAACUCUCCCAGAGGCUCAACUCCCACCAGGGAAGCAUGCCAGCUCCUCCUUUACUGCCAGCCUGGGGGAGACCAGCAGCCUCCGUUUGUGUUUUAAGACAAUUGAGCCUUCCCAGGGCAUGUCUUUGGAAGUGAAAUGUAGCACAAUCCUCAACUGUGUUCCCAGGAGCCCUGACAUACCCAGAGCUCCCAAUACCUCAUGUUCUCCAUCGCCCUUGGCCUAGCAAGGCCGUUCUGUGUUUCUCUGAUUGCGUCCAGCACUGUGCUGCCUUUGCCUGAGAUUGCUCUCCACCGGGUGGGGAGAGGCGGUACUUCACGCGGGGGCCUGAAGCUUGCCCAGAAGCAUUUCUGUAGUGGCCACAGGGAGGUAGACAAGAAGAGGCCUGCUCCCCCACCUCCUUUCCUCUCCCACUCCCCAGCUGUUGUCUCCAGUGUCCCGACCCACUUAGACCUACUUUUGAAUAUGGCCCCUCUCCUGCAUCGGCUUCCGCUUAUGAUCAGAGAGAAGAAAAUGCAGACUCGCUCCCUGCUGUCUCCCUCCAGUCUGCUUCUAGCCCAGGUCAGGAGAGGCUGGAGACAUCAACCACCAUCAGAGAGCAGGGGAGCCCAGUCAGGUGUGUUACCUGACGGUGGCGGGAUCAGCCUGGCCUGGCUGGGAAAGGGUCAUUUUGAGAGUGCCUGAGCAUCUCAGAGCAAAUGUCAGUGAUGCCAAAGAGAGCGACCUGGCCUCCUUGGGCAACAGCUUUGCUGGUGUGUGCCCAAGGGAGGGUCCUUGUUCUCUGACAAAGGGCUUAUUCUUUCCAUGUAGCAAAGCAACUCCUCUCCCCCAACCCUGAAGCUGGGCUUCUGCGGGCCCAGCAUGGCUGUGCCUGUUAGGAGAAGCCGCAUGGGUGAGAGACUUUGUCUCCUCCCUGGGGCCUAGUCUGUCUCGGCAGGUGCUCCUUGAAAAGCCUGAGUGUUGCUGCUUUGGAGAAACCAGCUCUAGCUGGAUACUCACCAGUAGAGACAGGGCCUUGGGCCUGCCAGGAAGUCCGUAUUGAUGCCAGGAAGGGUCCCUGGGCCUGAGAAUUCCAGGGACAACUGAGCAUCUGCCCCAUUAGCCAAUGACCUGGAUAGGGAUGGCUGUUCUGUACCUUUUUUUUUUUCCUCCUUCUUCUUUCUUUUUUGCCAGAAACUGUGACCUUGUGUGAGACUCCUCACUGGACCUCCGCGUCCUCAUCUAUAAAACCAGAGCAGUGGCUCGUUGCUGCACGGCUCCCUCCAGGCUGAGGGUGGAGAGGGGCCAGUUUCAUGUCCCUUGGUUCUUAGCUGGGAGCAGGUCCUCAUUUGGUUCAUGCCCAGAUGCUGCUCCUGGAAGAAAAAAAAAAAAAAAAGACACCCCCACCUCACCCCGAGCCCAAAUGUGGCCUUGCCUCUUUGUGGUUUGCCCCUCUGCCACCAACCACUCUCUGGUCUCGGUGAGAAACAGUCAAGGGUUGUCUACAGUGGGCAGUUUCCAGGCUGUCUGAUAUCACCACCUUGGCUGGGUCCUGAGUAGGUCUGUGUUCCCAUCAGCAGACAGGCUGGCCGUUCCUCCUCCUGCUUUUAGAUGACAGCCUAGGAAGAGUAGACACUCAACCAUUUAAAAGAAUUCUCUCUGAUGGGACGGGAGAGGGAACUUCCAAGUAUUUGGCGUUUUGAAACCACUUCUUCCCAGAUUUCUUCUCCCAAAUGUUAUUAGACGUCAGAGCGGCUGUUUCCUCAGGGAAAGUGGACCUGAGGCUUCCAGCAACUCCUGUGGCAUGAAAACUCACAGCCGGCAGGAACCCCUUUUUUAGAAUUUCCAAAUGCAUCCUGCAAAGAGAGAGAGAGAGAGAGAGAGCUGUUAGGGACUGACAAGCACACUGUUUAGAUAAGAAGCAAUUAGCCUUUUCUAUCUGAGCUCUCUGCAGCAUCUUUCCAAACUCUGGCUCCUGGGUGGCAGGUGGACAGCCGGGAAGAAUGCCCGCUGUCUCAUGUGACGCUCUUGCCAAUCCCCUCGAGGAGAGAAUUCUUCACAUGGCUUUUGCAUGUACAGUAUUGGGCAGAAAAAAAAAAAUUAAAGUCCAUCUGAAAUUGGU
This is a messenger RNA of Meriones unguiculatus (Mongolian gerbil), 6492 nucleotides long. RefSeq names its product regulating synaptic membrane exocytosis 3 (gene Rims3). Gene Ontology annotation, biological process: regulation of synaptic plasticity; positive regulation of synaptic transmission; regulation of membrane potential. NCBI's taxonomy places the organism in Eukaryota, Metazoa, Chordata, Mammalia, Rodentia, Muridae. The record is from RefSeq and is a predicted model, not a curated record. Gene Ontology annotation, molecular function: small GTPase binding; transmembrane transporter binding. The transcript has 8 exons. The coding region runs from base 561 to 1484 and encodes 307 amino acids. Gene Ontology annotation, cellular component: cytoskeleton of presynaptic active zone; presynaptic membrane.